CCCAUUUUACCCCUACUCCACUCUACUUCUCUACGCUCGUAGCCCUGCUUCAUGUCAGAACGAUGGACUUCAGGCGGAGAAUAAACCGGAUUCCCGAGGAAUUUCGGGUCCACCACAUCUCGAUAGAACACGCGACCGCCUGUUUGGUUUCCCAAAAAUUUCUGCCCUCUAAUAAUUCUGCCAUUAAACCUCAUCCCUUUCCAUCUCUCUUUCUUAAAUUCUCCAACUACUCCCCUUUUUAUCGAUAUCUUGUAUACUCCUCCAUCGUUUAAUCUGAUUCUGCGACCGAGUAAUAGUUUUUCCAGUCAACUUCUAUGGCGUCGGUUGAUCUCAACCUACCUGAGCGGAUGUUCGCUGCCGGAGAUGAACCCGUCGGUGAACGAAUCAACUCAUAUCACAGGACUAAGCGCACUGAAGCAUUAAUCGCUGCUCUCGAUGCCGAAGAGUUAGAGUUCUUAAAGAAUUCUACAUUUGGGAAAGUUAUUUCUCUGGAUGAAAAUCCUCCAUUUUCCGGUGCAUUUUGCCAGUACAUCAUAGUCCGGCUCUUGAAAGUUAAUAAAAAAUACGAGAUUUGGAUUCUGUUCGCCGGAAGACCUAUCCGUUUCUCUCUUCGUGAGUUCGCCAUCGUGACAGGACUCAACUGCGACCAACUUCCUGAAUCAAGUAAGAAGAGAAAGAAGAAUCCGCUAAACGAGAAACUCUACUGGAACGAGUUGUUUGGAUCUCUCAAGUGUUGCAACGUCGACACAGUUAUCGAUAUGCUGAAGAAUCGCGUUGUCAAAGACAAAGACACGCGAAUUAAAUUCGCUUGUCUGGCAAUUACCUCUUCAAUCCUCUUGCCAUCAUCACACAACCCACGGAUUAUACCUGAGCAUGUCGAGCUGAUCAGGGAUAUCAAAGAAUUCUUGGAUUAUCCAUGGGGUCGGGUAUCUUUCCAUUUUCUCAUAACCAAUCUGACGCAGAAGAACGAACUCGCAUUGUCCCAUUCUUCGAUUGCAUUGAAAGGCUAUGUGGAUGCCAUACAAAUGGUAAUGGUUGCUGCUAUCCCGAGAUUAAAAGAGGAGGUCGUGCAAAAUGAGCCGGUGGUUGUUGUAGUUGAUUCCGAUAGCGACGACGAUGAUGGUACAGAAGAUGAAGCAGAGGAGUCUGAACAACAACCGCGUGUAGAGAAACCCCCAAAUGUAACUAGAUAUCAAGUCAUCCCGGGGCAUGCUAGAGAUAUCGACCUAGAGUGUGAGGUAACUGCUAAAUGAAAAAUUAGAAUCUAGGUUUACUAGUGACUGCUAACCUAAUUGGUACAUGAUACUUUCUCGUUUGCAUUGCACGCUAAUUUGUGGCCCCUAACUGCCAAAGUUAGAGGUUAUUUUGAUUAAUAUCGGUUACUGGUUUCGAUGGCUGCUAAGUUACAAUCACACAUUAUGCUAUGUAGGUUGCUUUUCCCUCCAUUCUACCCGACCCAGUAGAGGACUUUGCUGGUGCUGGCGACUUUAAUUGGGUUGACGAGCUCGAUGACCCUAAGGUUGAAAGAAUUGUUACCCUAGAUGGAGAGGCGUUUCCCUUCUCCAAUGAUUUGUUCGUCGGAGGUCUCACAGCAUCCGAUCUUCAGCGGAUGACGGGACAGGUGAACCCAAAAGUUAAAAAAGUAAGGAUAAGCAGGAGAAGGAUAGAUCCUCUGUUUUGAAAAAAACACAAGCUUCUGCCCCUGUUGGUAAUGUAGACAUCGCAAAUAUCAUCACAUCCCAGCUGAAGGACUACCUUCCUGCUUUAGAGGACCGUCUCUCUCAACGUAUGCUAUCUGCAUCUGCUAAUUUUGUGUCCGCCUCAGUCUUCGAACAAGCAAUUCAGGACCUUCAGUUAUCUGUACGUCGCACCAUGAAGGAUAUUGAGACCACUCUUAAAGGGGCAGUCGAAGAUAAUGUGAAGAAGUUGGAAUGUUCGUGCAUCUCACUCAUCACCAGCCUACUGUCUAAAGACAAAAUAUCAUCCACACCAGUCCCUGAUGCUGUUUUCGAACAACACCAGUCCGGUUAUUUGCUCAAUCCUAUUGACUCUGUGCGCGGUUCCACGCCUCCUUCCCCCAAUGGGCAACCAGAGACUGCGGUAACCGAUUUGGCGGGGAAACUCAUUUCUGAUGUGCUUCGCGACGUCAACAUAGACCCCCCCCCCCACUUUACAGGUAACCGUGAAAAAUAGUUUUACCCCGCUAAGCCCUUUGCACACUGUAUAUUUACCAUAUAUAUUUUUCCAGGAACCUACCUUGCAACCUCUCCCCCCAACAGAGCAAUCUCUCGCUCCCUUUGUCGGUCAUAGGAGGGAUGAUAAAGGCAACCAGGAGUCCGCCACCGCAGACGCUGCCGAACCAGUUGAAAUUCGCGGGACGAUUCCAUUUUCAGAGACCGAUGCUACAUUGGAGGAUGAUAAUCCCCAAGAAGCGCCCCUAGGUGACGCUUCCGGCUUAGUUGAUACGGGUUUGGCGGUACCAGCAUCCGAUAACGACCACCUACUGGAGGAGGAAGCAGAGGAAGUCCUUGUAGAUGCCCACCCGACCCAAUAUGUUCUCCCACAACCCCAAGCUGAAGCUGAGACCCUUGAGACUCGGCGGAGUAAAAGGCCGAGAAUCCUGCCGACAUUGUAUCAGGAUUAUCAUUGCGACCCCAAGAUUGCUGCGCUACACCCCAUCCAUCCGGACUUGGACGGAAUGUUUGACCAACUUGUUUCCUUCAUUAGCCGCAACGAGUAAGUUUCCAUUCCUAAGUAUAUAGCUUACUUUAUAUCAGAGACGCUAUUAAACUUAGUAGCUGAUAAUUAUGGAAUUGUCCGC
This is a messenger RNA of Raphanus sativus (radish), 2821 nucleotides long. RefSeq lists its product as uncharacterized. The record is from RefSeq and is a predicted model, not a curated record. The transcript has 4 exons. NCBI's taxonomy places the organism in Eukaryota, Viridiplantae, Streptophyta, Magnoliopsida, Brassicales, Brassicaceae. Bases 315 to 1253 code for a protein of 312 amino acids.